AUGGCUUUCCGCCAACUCGCCCGCACGCAGAUCCUUGCGCGUCCCACCAUCGCCCCUCGCGCCCUAGCACUCGCUGCGCGCCCAUCAGUGCAGUAUGUCGCCCGUCGCGCGUACGCCGCCACUGUCGCACCCCCGCCACCGGGUAAGCCCGAGGCCGGUCCCCAGAAGGUCAAGAAGUCGGGUUUCCGGCGCGCGUGGACUCUGGUUAGCCGUGGGGCGAUUCUAGCUGCGAUUGGUGCUGUCUGCACAUUCGUCUAUGUGACGCAGACUGAGACGAACCCGGGAGACCAGCUCCCCCAAGACCCCACCAAGAAGACGCUCGUCGUCCUCGGCUCUGGAUGGGGAGCAACGUCGUUCCUCAAGCAUCUCGACACUGAAGAGUUCAACGUUAUCGUCAUCUCCCCUCGCAACUACUUCCUCUUCACCCCCCUCCUUCCCUCCGUGACCGUUGGCACCCUCGAGGCGCGCUCCCUCAUCCAGCCCACUCGCUUCAUCACUCGUCACAAGAAGCGCAAUGUCCUCGUCUACGAGGCCCAGGGCCAGGACGUUGACCCUGUCAACAAGACGGUCACGUUCUCUGACAACUCGGAGAUUCAGGGCGCGGCGUCCACUGUGACCAUUGCCUACGACUACCUCGUCUACGCUGUUGGUUGCGAGAACCAGACCUUUGGCAUCAAGGGCGUUGCCGACCACGCCUGCUUCCUCAAGGAGCUCAGUGACGCUGACAAGAUCCGUCAGCGCCUCAUGGACUGCAUUGAGACUGCCGCCUUCCCCGGACAGACCGAGGAGGAGAUCAACCGCCUCAUGCACAUGGUCGUUGUCGGCGGUGGCCCCACCGGUGUCGAGUAUGCCGGUGAGCUCCACGACUUCCUCAUCGACGACCUUCGCAAGUGGUACCCCGAGAUUGCCGACAAGCUUCGCAUCACCCUCAUUGAGGCUCUCCCCAACGUGCUCCCCGCUUUCUCCAAGGAGCUGAUCCGUUACACCGAGUCGACGUUCAAGGAGAACGAGAUCGAGGUCCUCACCCGUACCAUGGUCAAGGACGUCGGUGCCAAGUCGGUCCUCGUCCAGGACGCCAACAAGGAGGAGCGCGAGAUCCCGUACGGCCUCCUUGUCUGGGCUACCGGUAACACUUCGCGUCCCAUCACUCGCAACCUCCUCGCCAAGCUGCCCAACAUCCAGACUCAGCGCCGCGGAAUCGUCGUCGACGACUACCUCUCCAUGCUCGGUGCCGACGGCGUCUUCGCCAUUGGUGACUGCACUGCCACCCAGUACGCCCCCACCGCGCAGGUCGCGUCCCAGCAAGGCCAGUACCUUGCGCAGGUGUUUGGUCGCAUCGGCCUCAAGUCCAAGUACGAGAGGAAGCUGGCCAAGCUCCGCGAGUCUGGCGAUGCCUCUCCCGAGAAGCUCGAGAAUGUUGUCAAGAAGCUGAACCGUGUAUCCAAGCUUACGCCCUUCCACUACUCGCACCAGGGUUCGCUCGCCUACAUUGGAUCGGAGAAGGCCAUUGCCGACUUGCCUCUGUUCAACGGAAACGUGGCGUCGGGCGGUGGCGCGGCGAUGCUCUUCUGGCGCUCGGCAUACGUUUCGACCCUGUACUCUGUGCGCAACCGCACGUUGGUUUUGGCCGACUGGAUGAAGGUCAAGCUGUUUGGCCGUGACGUUUCGCGCGAGUAA
This is a messenger RNA of Cutaneotrichosporon cavernicola, 1677 nucleotides long. RefSeq lists its product as uncharacterized. Bases 1 to 1677 code for a protein of 558 amino acids. NCBI's taxonomy places the organism in Eukaryota, Fungi, Basidiomycota, Tremellomycetes, Trichosporonales, Trichosporonaceae. Gene Ontology annotation, molecular function: NADH dehydrogenase activity. The transcript is spliced from 4 exons. The record is from RefSeq and is a predicted model, not a curated record.